Anthonomus grandis grandis is the source of this 2058-nucleotide messenger RNA. Its product is annotated as toll-like receptor 8. The transcript has 9 exons. Gene Ontology annotation, molecular function: protein binding. NCBI's taxonomy places the organism in Eukaryota, Metazoa, Arthropoda, Insecta, Coleoptera, Curculionidae. The record is from RefSeq and is a predicted model, not a curated record. Bases 578 to 1819 code for a protein of 413 amino acids.
AUAAACUUUUAGUGAUACGAAGCAGCAUAUCCGACUUAUAUAUGUAGUUUUAACUUUUUAAGUUCAUAGGAAUUUUACUUAUAAAUAUACAAAUUUCUUAGUUUACUGCCUUGAAUUAAUAUAAAAGAAGGUUUUGAAAAGACAUAAAAUGAGGUACCCCCAAAGAAGAUAGUCGCAGGGAUUUAGGUCUGGUGACCUGGCCGGCCACUCUAUUGGCCCUCUUCGUCCUAUCCAUCUUCCUGGGAACACUGUCUGGUCUUGUUCGUCUGGGUAUAGGCCAGCUAAAGCAGGGAUAAGAAAAUCUGGAAGAAAAUUCAAAUAGCAUUAUCCUAUUAAGUUUUCUUCGAAAAAGUUUUCAGUGGUGCUAACUAUACUUCCUUUACUUGCACUCUCUUCGUUACUUAAAGGGAACCAAUUGCCUCUUUGUGUAGAUAUUUGCAGCUGUGUGUAUCUUAGUGAUGAAAACGCCAACGAAACCAUUACGAGAGUCACUUGUAACAACGACGUAAAAUCUGUACUUACAAACAGGACAUCGUGGAUAAACCCGGAUACCAACCAAUCAUAUGCUUAUGACAGAAUGACAUUGACCAAUCAAUAUUUUAUUGUGCUCAACUUUACUUUCCCUAAGAGCGAUUUAGUUUAUCUUAAUUUGGCGAAUAACGAUAUUUACACUAUUAAGGAUAGUGUAUUUCAAAAUUUACAAAAGUUGGAAGUUUUGAUUUUAAGUCACAAUGAUUUGGAGUUAAUGUCGCCAAAUGCAUUAAAGGGUGUUUAUAUGCCAGAACGUUACGAGCCUCUAAAAUGCUUAAAAGAAUUAAGAUUGGAUCACAAUAGACUGCAUACGCUUAACACGGACCUCUUUGAGCAUACAACCGACCUGGAAAUCUUAGACCUUAGUUAUAAUCCCUUUACAGUUAUUGAUUAUUCCACUGUUAUUGCUAUUGAUACUUUAAUUAAUCUAAAGGAACUUUAUUUAGCAUACACACAAAUUUCAACCCUGCCAGAGCUUAUUCUUCAUACACCUUUAAAUCUGAGGGUAUUAGAUUUGAGCGGAAACCCCAUGGAUAUCGUACCUGCAACUUUGAAAAACUCACAUAACUUAACCACGUUAUUUUUGAAUGAUACUAAUUUUGUUAAUUUAACUAAAGCAAAUGGCUUUCCACUUCUGCCAUCUCUUAAAGUCCUAUACAUGUGCCAUUUAACAAACGUAGAGAGGAUUGAGAAAGAAGCUUUAGGUGGUCUUCCUAAUUUGGAGGAACUUUAUAUCAGUGACAAUAUAAAACUAAAUUACAUUGAUGGGUUUUCUCUUGCUCUCAUUGAUAAGGAAAAUGACGGUACUAUUAGACCAUUUAUUAAAAAGUUACACUUAAGAAAUAAUAAAAUAGCUUUUCUGGAAGGCGAUUUUUUGGCUAGAUGGGACGCUUUAAUAGAACUAGACUUGGGAAUGAACCCGUGGACUUGUGAAUGUGAAAACCAGUGGAUGGUGGAUGAUCUUAUGCCUAUUUACUUAAAAAUUGAAAAAGAGAAGGCAUCUUUAUUAGGAUGUCAGGCACCAAUUGAAAUGGUUGGAUACACUUUCGCCGAGUUAUAUGAAAGAAAAUAUAACAUGCGAUGUCUAGAUGCAUAUGGAGCUGAACCAGAAAACGACGCUGCGUUGCUUGUAGGGGUUCUUGCCGGUAUUCUGAUUGCUAUACCAUUAAUCCUCUUUGGUAUUUACGCCUAUCAAAGAAAAUGGUUUGGACUACUAAGUAUGUGUGAUUCAUCUCCAGCCGCAUAUUCUAGAAGGUUUUAUAAGUCGACAAGAGAUGAAGAUUUUUAAUUUAUUAUUUGUUACCUAGGUUAUUUAGUUGAUGUGCAAUUAUUUUAUAUUAUAAUUAUUGUUUAUUGUUUUUGUUAUCGAAGCCUUAUUAAGCAAGUAAGCCAUUGUAUAUGUACAAAAACAAAAUAUUUUUAUAAGUUUUGACUUACAAUUUCGAUAUUAGGAAACCUUUUAUAUAAGCAAAUCUUUGCCACAAUUUUGUUUUUUUGCCAUCAUAGGAAUAAAGAUAGUAGCUGACA